This is a messenger RNA of Sparassis crispa, 435 nucleotides long. RefSeq lists its product as hypothetical. Lineage: Eukaryota; Fungi; Basidiomycota; Agaricomycetes; Polyporales; Sparassidaceae. The record is from RefSeq and is a predicted model, not a curated record. The coding region runs from base 1 to 435 and encodes 144 amino acids. The transcript has a single exon.
AUGCGUUUCUCUAUCCGCUCCACCCUCCUCAUCUGUGCCCUCGCCUUUGGCGUCGCUCAGGCGUCCCCCGCCCCCGCCGCUCUCGAGCGUCGUGGGGAAGCCACCGUCGAGGAAGCGACCAGCAAGGCCCCAGACGCUGACAUCUCCUACCCCAACUACAAUUCAAUCCUCUUCUUCAACGGGGAGAACUGUGGCGGUAGCCAGGACACCGUUGAUAUUGGGGGGCUGGGUCUCAACCAGUGCUAUACCCCCAACUUCCCGUAUGAAUCCAUCAUGGCGUACAGCCCCAGCGGCAGCACCUGGGACCUCACCAUCUUCGCUUGCGAGGGCGGAGACUGCCAGAACUCGGUGCAGCUGCCGAACCUGAAUGUGUGUUACAACACACUUUACGGUGGCGAUCCCGCGUACUUCUUCACAUUCUACUUCGAAUCCUGA